AUGAGCGUCGCCCGCCCGGCGCGCAGCCUCCUGGGCAAGUGCGUCGCCUCUGCCCGCACGGCGCAAACCAUCGCCGCCGUCGUCCCCAGCUGCCAGCACCAGCUUCACACCUCGAUACCCCGCGCCUCGAAGCGGCGAUCACGCUUCCGCAAUGUCAAGGCCGAGGAGAUGGGUCUGCUGAACCCGGAGCGGCUCGCCAAGUACCGCCAGGAGAAGUUUCCCGAGUACACCAAGGAGGAGCUCGAGAUCCUCAAGAGCAAGUACACGCCCGAGCAACUCGAGGCCCUCAAGGCCGCCGAGGAGGCAAUCAACCCGGACGACUUGAUCUUCCAGGGCCGGCUACGAGAUGACCCCUACAGGCCGCAGUAUAUCGAGGACUACACCACGCUGGACCCGCGGUACGACGUCAAGCCGGAGAUUGAGGGCACGCCCUGGGAGCCGCAGUGGCUGAACCCCAGCGACUGGGCCGACAAGUACGGGUCGAAGCUGGCCGACUUGACAGACAAGAAGACGAGCGAGCAGCUUACAAAAGCCAUGGUCCGCGCGCUGCGGCGAGUCAAGGAGAGCAACGGCGCGGAACUGAUAGAUCUGACAGACGAAGAGCUGGUAGACCUGGAGAAGGACCCCGAACUGCUCAAGAAAUACCUGAUUGAGGAGGACGGCGAGGAUAAAAGGGCAGACGCCGAAGCCGCCACCAUUACACAAGAACAAGUCAUGAAGCUCGACCAGGCCAUUAACGAGGAGUGGAAGAAGGAGCUCAGCAAGAUCAGCGACGGCCUCGACUCGGGCGAGAUCGAGCCCUCGAACCUGGAACUCAUCGAGGAUGGCCCCGCUGGCUCCAGCAGGCUGCACUCGGCCGAGGCGCCCGAGCUGGGCAAGGUCCCCGGCGUCGAGGGCCUGUACAAGUCCGCCGCCGACCCGGAGGACGAGGGCAUGGACGACGACGGCCGCUACCAGGAGAUUAAGCGGCUGACGGGCAUGUCUCUGCGGGACAUCCAGUCCAUCUACCGCAAGGUGCUCGUCACGCGCUGGGUUUCCAACCAGACCCGUCUGGGCAAGGUCCGCAGCACAUCUGUCGUCGCUAUUGCGGGCAACGGCAACGGCCGCCUGGGCCUGGGCAUUGCCAAGUCUACAGAGGCUGGUCUUGCUGCCGAGACGGCGCAGCUGCUGGCCAUUCGGAACAUGAAGCCCAUCAGACGGUACGAGAACCGUACGAUUUACGGAAAGUCCACGUCCAAGGUUUCGGGCACGGUUGUUGAGCUGUUUUCCCGCCCCCCAGGCUUUGGUCUCCGCUGCCCCCACCGCAUCUUCGAAAUGUGCCGUGCCGCCGGCAUCCACGACAUCGCGGCCAGCAUGCCCCGGUCCAAGAACCCCAUGAACUCCGUCAAAGCCGCCUACAACGCCCUGAUGAACCAGGUUGACCCUGAGGCGAUUGCCAUCGGACGAGGAAAGAAGAUGGUGGAUGUGCGAAAGGUGUACUAUGGAGGAAAUGUAUAUUAG
Molecule: messenger RNA, 1500 nt
Organism: Trichoderma asperellum CBS 433.97
Lineage: Eukaryota; Fungi; Ascomycota; Sordariomycetes; Hypocreales; Hypocreaceae
Product: mitochondrial 37S ribosomal protein uS5m
Biological process (GO): translation
Cellular component (GO): ribosome
Molecular function (GO): RNA binding; structural constituent of ribosome
Source: RefSeq, a predicted model, not a curated record